AUGCCUGGAAGCCACCGAUCCCCCAGUGGGGUCCAUCCAUUCCUCCUGUUGGCCCUGGUCUUUGGUGGUGCAGCCCAGGCCUCCCGGAUUGUGGGUGGUCACGAGUCUCAGCCCCAUUCUCGGCCUUACGUGGCAUCCCUGCAGCUGAGCAGGUCUCCUGGGAGCCACUUCUGUGGUGGCACGCUGAUCCACCCGAGAUUCGUGCUGACAGCUGCGCAUUGCCUGCAGGACAUCCCGUGGCAGCUUGUGACAGUGGUGCUGGGUGCCCACGACCUGCUGAGCCCAGAGCCUGAGCAGCAGAAGUUCACCAUCACUCAGGUCUUCCAGAACAAUUACAACCCCGAGGAGAAUCGCAAUGACGUGCUGCUAGUUCAGCUGAACCGGCCAGCCUCCCUGGGCGAGCAGGUGGCGGUGGCCUCUCUGCCCCAGCAGGACCAGUCUCUGUCCCAGGGCACCCAGUGCCUGGCCAUGGGCUGGGGCCGCCUGGGCACCCGGGCGCCCGUGCCGCGUGUGCUGCAGGAACUGAACGUCACGGUGGUCACCUUCCUGUGCAGGGAACACAACGUGUGCACGCUGGUGCCACGGCGGGCCGCUGGCAUUUGCUACGGAGACUCGGGCGGCCCCUUGGUCUGUGACGGCGUCCUGCAUGGAGUCGACUCCUUCGUGAUCCGGGAGUGCGCCUCCCUCCAGUACCCCGACUUCUUCGCCCGAGUGUCCCUCUACGUGGACUGGAUUCGCAUGGUGCUGCGGGGCGCAGAGGCCUGA
Acomys russatus (golden spiny mouse) is the source of this 765-nucleotide messenger RNA. Its product is annotated as myeloblastin. The coding region runs from base 1 to 765 and encodes 254 amino acids. Lineage: Eukaryota; Metazoa; Chordata; Mammalia; Rodentia; Muridae. Gene Ontology annotation, molecular function: serine-type endopeptidase activity. The transcript has 5 exons. The record is from RefSeq and is a predicted model, not a curated record. Gene Ontology annotation, biological process: proteolysis.